AUGCCUGUCAUGCGUCAGGAAGCUCAGAACUUUGGUUUGCCAGAGUUCAAGUCAGAUUCCCCGAAGACCCUAUCAACUAUCGUGGAGUGCUUCAAGCCGAAGCGUCUCACAUUAACUGUCCAGGACGAUGCAGGCCCAAGACAGCAACGUAACAGGAAACCUGAAGAUACGUGA
This is a messenger RNA of Fusarium odoratissimum NRRL 54006, 174 nucleotides long. RefSeq lists its product as uncharacterized. Bases 1 to 174 code for a protein of 57 amino acids. The record is from RefSeq and is a predicted model, not a curated record. Lineage: Eukaryota; Fungi; Ascomycota; Sordariomycetes; Hypocreales; Nectriaceae. The transcript has 2 exons.